Messenger RNA from Cryptosporidium muris RN66, 2298 nucleotides. RefSeq lists its product as uncharacterized. Gene Ontology annotation, molecular function: protein binding. Lineage: Eukaryota; Apicomplexa; Conoidasida; Eucoccidiorida; Cryptosporidiidae. Bases 1 to 2298 code for a protein of 765 amino acids. The record is from RefSeq and is a predicted model, not a curated record. The transcript has a single exon.
AUGACAAAUUUAGAUCAAUCCCAAUUAAGUUAUACAACAGAAAUAAAUUCAGAUGAUGAUAUUCCUCAGGAACUUAAGGGAGAUAUAUCUGUAAUUUCUUUAAAUGGGGUUCUAAAGGAAAUUAUAACAUGUGGUGAAGGCUUUGAAAAACCAGGAAUUGGUGAUGAAAUUAUAAUAUCAUGGUAUUGGGAAUCUAAUAUAGAACAAAAUAAUUAUAGUACUCUUACUGGAGAGCCUUUAUAUAUGAUUCUUGGAGAUACUAAUUUAAAAGAAUGUCUAUCUACUUCACAUUAUAAUAUACCUUGGGGAAUUGAAUUAGCUAUUCGUGUAAUGUCAAAAGGAGAGAUUUCUAGAGUAUAUAUUUCUUCAAAUUCAAUAUAUAAAUAUCCAAGAGAACAAGGUAAAAGUUUAUUAGAUAGCUCUAUAAUAUCUGGUACCUUAAAACACUUUAAUAGUAGAUCCAAACGAUUAAUAGAAUAUUAUAUGGAAAAUAAAAGGAAUUUUAUUACAGCAAUAGUACAAAUAAUGGAUUUUUGUCAUAUAUCAAUGAUAAAUGUAAAUACUCACAAAAAAAUUUGGGUUAAUGGUAAAGGUUGGAAAUUACCUGGGAGAAAAGAUAUUUUGCAUAUAUCUGUAUUACCUUUUGAAGAAUUGAAAAGCUCUAAUUAUUGUGGUUAUAAAGUUGGAAUAGAACAAUUAGAAAUUGGUUUAUGGAAUGAUAUUGUAAUUGAUUUAAAUAAAUAUUUUGGGAUAAAUAUAAGAAAUAUAACUAUAACUAUAGAAGAUAUUAUUAAUAUAGAAGAAAACAAAGAAAUAAGUAAAAUAUUGGGAUAUUUUGAAGGUAUAAAUAUUAAUGAUUUCAUUGAAGCUUUGAUAUCUAUGAAGAUUGAAGAAAUUUCUGAAUUACGUUUUUUUAAAAAUAAAAAUAAAACAAUUCAUCUUAUAAUAAAAUUAAGAUAUUUUACUAGAAAUAUUGAUAUUUCUUUUAAUCCUCCAAUACUUAAUUAUAAAUUUGAUGAAAAAAUUCAAUUAAUGUACACUGAAAUAUAUAGAGAAAAUUUUGAUACUAAUACUAAUACUAAUAAUAUAAAGGAUAAUUUAUACACAAAAUCUCCAGAAAUAAAUCAUACAACACGAAUUAUAUUAAAUAUGAGAGAAUUAAGAUUAAUAAAUAAUCACCUACCUAAAAAUAAUUUAUCUGAAUCAAUACCACUACCUAUAUCAUGUGUUAAUGUAGUGGACGAAAGAUUAAUAGAUACUGAUAUAAAAUCAACUGAAUUUAUUAUGACUCCUGGAUUAUUUACAACUCCUUUAUGGUUAGAAGCUUUAAUUAAUGCAAUGCCAUUAAAUCAAAUUGUAAAUGUUAGAAUACCAAUAUCAUACAUUUUAUUUAUACCUCCUAAAAAUAUAAUAAUAGAUAGUGAUGAAGAAAUAUUAAAUGAUAUAUAUCCUUUCAUUAUAUUAAAUAAACCAAAUAAUGAACCAACUUAUAUUAGAAUAUUUUGGGAUUUUAAUUUAUUGUUAAAUUCAUUAGAAAAUUUGGGAGUUACUACAACUGAAAUAAUUAAUUCUGAUAUGAAUCAUUUAUUUAUAGAAAUGAAACUUAUGAUUAAAUGUGUAUUUAAACAUUUAAAAGAUUAUGUAGCUUAUAAAGAUAAAACGAAGAUAUUUUUAAUGGAUUAUUAUAAAAAAGUAGGAAAUGUAUUUUAUAAUUAUCAAGAUCCUAUUUUUAUUUCUGAGAAUUGGUACAAAGCUGCAGUAAAGUCAUAUAGGACUGCAUUGGAAAUUGCUAGACUUUUUUUCCCACUUUUACCAAAUAACAAAUCUAAAUUACCUGAAUCUUCAAUAGAAAAUAACUUAAAUAAUGAAGAGACGAUAAAAUCGCCAAAUAAUUCUAUAUUACUUAAAUAUAAAGAAGCUGAAGUAAAUAAUGAAAUUGAUCAAGAGAUAUUAAAAUCCAAAAUAAUUUUUAUAGCUAUAAAUUUAAUGCAAACAUAUAUAAAACUACAUCAAUAUAGAUGUUGUAUGGAAAUUUAUGAUAAUUUCAUAAAGCCUUUAAAUUCAUAUAACUUAAAAGGGAUCUAUAGGGCUGCAAAUGCUGCAAUAUUAGCUGAUGACUAUAAUUAUGCAGAGGUAAUACUUAAUAAUACUCAGAAAUUCUGGAAAAUUACAGAAAAUUGUUUUGAUUUUGAAGAAAGAAAUUCUAUUAAUAAGUUAUGGUUAAAAGUAGAGAAAUAUAAAAAUGAAAUUAAAGAAUCACAGAAAUCUUUAUUUGGUGGAAUUUUAUUAAGGAACUGA